Penicillium angulare is the source of this 540-nucleotide messenger RNA. RefSeq lists its product as uncharacterized. The coding region runs from base 1 to 540 and encodes 179 amino acids. The record is from RefSeq and is a predicted model, not a curated record. NCBI's taxonomy places the organism in Eukaryota, Fungi, Ascomycota, Eurotiomycetes, Eurotiales, Aspergillaceae. The transcript has a single exon.
AUGACCCGCAUCUACGCCGCGGGAUUUGACCGUGGGUAUCCCAACGAGAGGGACCCACAUCAACUAGAAGCAGGAGGCCAUCGUCCAGUUUGGUCGGCAAAGUACAGCUAUUUAGCCGACGAAAGCCCUGACGAUAUUGCGAGACUAAUACGAAUUUUAUUACCUCAAGGUGAACGACAACGGUAUAGAGCUUUCGCAGUUCAAAACGGAAACGCUGAGUUACCCGACCCGAUAUUCCUCGCUGUUCAUACUGCAAUCGCGAAGUUUCUCUCCAUGACAGCCCGCGCUGAGUUGGUCGACAAAGUUCUAAUGGAUUAUAAGCAGUGCGACAAAUUCGCUUCAGAUGGCACAACAGACGUGUCCGCUCUGCUUGCAGUCAGCGGGUUAUCAUUGCUAGCUGAAAGCAUUGAGAAUAUAGGGAAGCAAGUACAACCCAGCGAUCAGAAAUCGACAAAUACAAACAUACAAGCCUCCUCCCAAUCAAACACGCUUAAAGGAACGCAAGUACAGGGGAAAGAUUCUCAUACCGAGAAUUACUGA